AUGGGGCCGGGGACGACGACUCAGCUGCUGGCACGUUUUCUUGAUACCACUUUUGGGUAUCCUGUGGUCCUCCUGGAGAGACGCGAGAUCACGAGGGAGCUUACGGAGCCUUCGUACAUACACGUACAUGUAAGAAAAGCCACAUGGAGCGCCGCCGUCGUUCCGCUUCAUGGCCUGCAGUGGGGCCGGGGUCCGAUCCGCCGGGACGAUGGAGUCCGUGAUAGGCUCGAUUCGCGUCUCAGCCGCUCAGGCAGGCUUGUUUUUCCUCUCCUUCUGGAACCUACCGUUGGGUUCUACCGUUUCUGGGCUGUGAUGGGGAUGGAGAGAAACUCGGCAAGCGUUGUUUGGCCUGACCACAUGAGACGUGGGACAACUCAUCAGGGACUGCAUGAUUUGCUUCGUUCUCACCGCAACCGGAUGAAACUAUUGGCCCCGGAGUGUGCCUCGACGUGUUGGUGUGAGCGAGUGCGCUGCGCUGUCGUGGCGCUGCAUCCAUCCAUGUCCGUUUAUCUCUUCUCUUUGGGCCAGCGAUCCUUCCAGAUGACGAAAAGCUUUAAGCGUUCAAGCAGAGCGGCUGAUCCAGACUGGACGAGACCGUGGCUUGUUACAGGAAGCGAUGGAGGUAGUGAUAGAGGUGGUGUUGGUGGUGUUGGUAUUAUUGUCAUUAUGGAGGUGGACGACGACGAUGCGAUUGGACACUGGGCUGGAUCCCAAGGACCAGGCACGCAGGCAACCGGGGCCGAAAAAGAAAACAAGCAGCAAAAAAAACAAGCAAGGCGGGUAAGGCGAGGCAGCAGGGGCAGGCAGGCAGGCAGGCAGGCAGGCAGGCAGGCAGACAGGGCAAGCAAGCAUUGCAUGGACAACGUCUUCUGA
Trichoderma asperellum CBS 433.97 is the source of this 873-nucleotide messenger RNA. The record is from RefSeq and is a predicted model, not a curated record. NCBI's taxonomy places the organism in Eukaryota, Fungi, Ascomycota, Sordariomycetes, Hypocreales, Hypocreaceae.